Carlito syrichta (Philippine tarsier) is the source of this 576-nucleotide messenger RNA. RefSeq names its product divergent-paired related homeobox (gene DPRX). The transcript has 3 exons. Lineage: Eukaryota; Metazoa; Chordata; Mammalia; Primates; Tarsiidae. The record is from RefSeq and is a predicted model, not a curated record. Gene Ontology annotation, molecular function: RNA polymerase II cis-regulatory region sequence-specific DNA binding; DNA-binding transcription factor activity, RNA polymerase II-specific. Gene Ontology annotation, biological process: regulation of transcription by RNA polymerase II. Gene Ontology annotation, cellular component: nucleus. Bases 1 to 576 code for a protein of 191 amino acids.
AUGUCAGGCUCAGAGGACCUUCCCGGAGACAAGCGCCAGGAGCACUCGCACAGGAAACGGACCAUAUUCACCAAGAAGCAGCUGGAAGAUCUGAACGUUUUGUUCACUGAGAACCCAUACCCAAGCCCCAGCCUUCAGAGGGAGAUGGCCUCGCAGCUGGACUUGCCUCCGACAGUACUGCAGGUCUGGUUCAAAAAUCACAGAGCAAAACUCAAGAAAGAAAAAUGUAAGCCUGUUCAGCAAAAACAAACUCAGAAACAGCACGGACCUGAGGGCGGAGUCAAGACCAGUCCUUGCCUGAGACUUACCGACCCACAGCCCAGAUCCCCUCAGGCCACCUGUCCUGAAGGCCUGGUAUACACGGAUCACCAGACACCCUCAUUCCAGCUCAUCGUGUGCCCCAAUGUCAAGGUCCCGGCAGACAGCUCCCCUGGCCACAAGAUCGUCCAUUUUGGCUGCUGCCAGGACCCUAACGUCUACUGCCUUUAUCCCAUCUUGGAACCCCAAGCUCAUUCGCCAAGCUGCAACCCUAAUUCUCUUGGCUGUUCAUCACUACAAAGCAAAGAGAGAUGCUAG